This is a messenger RNA of Adineta steineri, 813 nucleotides long. NCBI's taxonomy places the organism in Eukaryota, Metazoa, Rotifera, Eurotatoria, Adinetida, Adinetidae. The record is from the annotation of a GenBank genome assembly.
AUGUCUCAUAAAAUAAAUAAAAAAAAGCAUCAUAAAGAUCGAGAAUAUAUUGAUCGUGCACCAAAAGCUAAACAUAAUGAUAACGAAGAAGAUGGAGAAGAUGAAGAAUUUCAUUCCGCUGACGAGGAUAAUGAUGAUGAUGAUGAUGGAGAGAAAAAACCACAAAUUCAUGUACCAUUAGCUAUGUGGGAUGUUAAUCAAUGUGAUCCUAAACGUUGUACUGGUCGUAAAUUAGUUCGACAUGGAUUUGUUAAACCAUUAAAAUUAGGCAAUCAUUUUGGUGGACUUAUUCUUUCACCAAUGGGUCAAAAAUGUGUUUCACCUGAAGAUAAACAAAUUGUUCUAGAAAGUGGUAUAGCUGUUGUUGAUUGUUCAUGGGCAAAACUUGAUGAAACACCAUUUUCUCGUAUGAAAGGCAAACAUCUAAGGUUAUUACCUUAUCUUGUUGCUACAAAUAAUGUCAAUUAUGGUAAACCUUGUCAAUUAUCUUGUGUUGAAGCAUUUGCUGCAACAUUAGCAAUUGUUGGUUUAAGAGAUUAUGGUGCGAUAUUACUUGAUAAAUUUAAAUGGGGACAUGCUUUUUAUACACUUAAUUCAUCACUUCUUGAUACUUAUGAAAAAUGUGAAUCGGCUCAAGCAAUAAUCGAAUGUGACAAACGUUUUCGAAGUGGAGAAGAAAGUUUUAUUGAAAGUUAUACACCUAAUCGUGAUAUGCCGCCAUCUGAGUCAUCCGAAGAAGAUGAUGAUGGUGGUGAAGAAGAAGAAAAGGAUUUAAAUAUUGAAAAUCUUUCAUUAAAAACAACAAAUGAAUAA